GUUGUUUCCACGGGUGGCGUGCUUACGAAAGCGCCUGCAAUCGACGGAGACUGCGUGCUUCGCUCGCGAUCACAGGCUGACUGGGAAAGUCGUGGUCAUGAAAACCGAGGUUUCAGGCGACGAAGGCGAGCUGACAUAAGUGCUGACGGCUGCACGUCAACGCGCCAGCUGCCGUCGCGUGCAUGA
Molecule: messenger RNA, 186 nt
Organism: Mesocestoides corti
Lineage: Eukaryota; Metazoa; Platyhelminthes; Cestoda; Cyclophyllidea; Mesocestoididae
Source: the annotation of a GenBank genome assembly